Messenger RNA from Lindgomyces ingoldianus, 4640 nucleotides. RefSeq names its product canalicular multispecific organic anion transporter 1. Gene Ontology annotation, cellular component: membrane. The record is from RefSeq and is a predicted model, not a curated record. NCBI's taxonomy places the organism in Eukaryota, Fungi, Ascomycota, Dothideomycetes, Pleosporales, Lindgomycetaceae. The transcript is spliced from 15 exons. Gene Ontology annotation, molecular function: ABC-type transporter activity; ATP hydrolysis activity; ATP binding. Gene Ontology annotation, biological process: transmembrane transport. The coding region runs from base 1 to 4479 and encodes 1492 amino acids.
AUGGCAUCAAACUCUUCUCGAUCUUGUGUCGCUGUCGACGACAGCUUCGGUCCAUACGCCGGGGAGCAGUGUCGUGGAGGAUUUGACUUCACCCUACUUUUCGAGGACACUAUUUUCUGCAUACUUCCCCUUAUACUAGUUUUUUGUAUGGCACCUUUCAGAAUCUUCUAUCUCAGGCGAAAACGUACCAAAGUCUCCAAGUCUCUACUCCUACCUACAAAGCUGUUGGCAUGGUGCUUUCUCGCCGCUUUCGACCUCAGUCUCCUGAUCCUCUGGCUUAAGCCGCUCACUAAAAGGACGAGUGCAUCGGUAGCUUCAGCCAUAAUCAGCGUUGUAGGGGCACUUGUUCUCUGCCUCCUAUCAUACUUUGAACACCUGCGAUCUGUUCAAACAUCUUUUUUACUCAACGUAUAUCUCCUCGUUACCGUUGUUUUCGACGCUGCUCGCUCUCGAAGCUUCUCUCUGGAUAAUAACUUGGAGUCGAUAUCAGUCGUCUUCACCACACGAGUGGGAAUCAAGGUUUUCUUGGCCAUAUUUGAAGCGAAAGGCAAGAGAAGUAUUCUGCUUCCGGAGUAUGCUGAAACUCCUCUGGAAGCCACUAGUGGGAUCUACAGCCGAGCGUUCUUCUGGUGGCAAAUCGGCCUAUUUCGGCAAGGUUUCUCAAACACACUUUCGGUGGACAAUCUCUUCCAAUUGGAUAAGCAUUUGCGCUCCGGCUUCCUGCUGCAAGUAAUUCAGUCUGCCUGGGAGGAGUUGACCUCCAGGCAAACAAACUCUCUCUUCGCUUUGACGCUGAAAAAGCUCAAAUGGCCUCUAAUGGCCGUGGUUCCCCCAAGAGUCUGUUUGAUUGCAUUCAACUUCUGUCAGCCUUUUUUAAUUCAUAGGGCAAUCGCCUAUUCUCAGCAACCUGACAUGAACCAAACUUCGAACAUCGGCUAUGGUUUGAUCGGCGCAUAUGUUCUUGUAUAUGUUGGGAUCGCGAUUUCCACAGGACAAUAUCAGCAUCUCACCUACAGGGCCAUUACCAUGAUACGAGGCGGCAUGAUAUCGAUGUUGUACAAAAAGGCAAUGGACAUCGAUCUGGCCGCCGCCGCAGAUCCUGCCUCAUCGCUUACGCUCAUGAGCGCAGACGUCGAACGAAUUGUUCAGGGUAUGCAAACAGCGCAUGAGAUAUGGGCCAACUUUUUGGAAGUAGGCCUGGCGAUAUACCUCCUUGAGCGACAACUAGGCGCUGCGUGUGCGAUUCCUAUCGCCGUUGCUGUUGUAUCUCUUGUCGGCUCAUUGGGUGCUACGAGCCUCGUUAUGCAACGCCAAGCACUGUGGCUAGAGGCCAUCGAAAGACGCAUCGCCGCCACAAGUGCAAUGCUUGGUUCAAUGAAAGGCGUUAAAAUGUGUGGCCUUACAGAUAUUCUACGAGAUGAUCUACAACACCUUCGUGUUGAUGAGCUAGAGAUCUCAAAGAAAUUUCGUAAGCUUCUUAUCUGGACGAUGGGUUUUUCCUACAUUUCACCUAUUGUGUCACCCAUCCUCACCUUCGCUAUGUUCUCUGUGAUUGCACGCAACAGCAGCGGCCACACAACCCUCGAUACAUCAAAGGUGUUUACUUCACUGUCGCUAUUUUCGCUGUUGUCGGAGCCUCUGGGCUCGCUCAUCAUGGCCCUUGCUGGAUUCAUGGGCGGUGUUGGAUCAUUCCAAAGAAUACAAGACUUCCUAUCGGCAGAGCCUAGGCAUGAUGCACGUAAGUUGCUAUUAUUACAUAGCAGUAUCGGUUCAUCUUCGGAUUUUGGGGAUGGAUCCGACAAGGGCUCGACUGAGUCACAGAAGAGCCGCGUCUCAAUAGAAAACCGAGAUCGUAGCUCCUCCAGCACCCAAGCAAUUAUCAUUGAAAAGGGGUUCUUUGGGUGGGACAAGGAAAAGCACCCAUUAGGCUGGCUACAGUCGAUCAACAUAAUAGUCCCACGAGCCAAACUUACCAUGGUCGUGGGUCCGGUAGGGUGUGGCAAGUCGACUCUUCUCAAGGCUGUUCUGGGUGAACUCCCGGUAAUGGGAGGCCUCAUCCAGCUCUCCUCCUUACGCAUCGCAUUAUGCGAUCAGACGCCAUGGCACAUUAACGGCACCGUGCAGCAAAGCAUAGUGGGGGUGUCUGAGUUUGAUCAACGAUGGUAUGCAUCCGUAGUCCGUAGUUGCGCAUUAGAUGAUGAUCUAUGCCAAUUACCUGCUGGAGACCAGACCCAAAUAGGAAGCAAGGGCAUCGCUCUGAGUGGCGGACAGAGCCAGCGUAUAGCCCUGGCGAGAGCCGUUUACGCCCAGAAGGACAUCAUAAUUCUCGAUGAUUGUCUUAGUGGCCUGGACACACAAACUGAAAACAAGGUCUGGCAUAGCCUCUUCGGACGAGAUGGCCUCCUCCGACGAUGCCGAUCCACUGUUCUCAUCGCUUCAUCAUCCACCAAGCGCCUCCCUUACUGUGACCACAUCGUAGCCCUUGAUAGCAACGGGAGGAUUGCAGAACAGGGUGGGUUUGAUGCUCUCAACCGGUCUGGAGGCUACAUCUCGAGCUUCGACUUGCCGCAGCCUGACUGGGAUUUUAUGCCUGAGAAGCACUUCUACGAAGCUCCCCCGAGAUACACUGAGCAUGCAACUUCCCAAAGGGUCACGGAGGAUGACAUCCAAGCCGAGGCCAAUCGGCGCACUGGCGAUACCGCCAUCUACCUCUACUAUGUUAGGUCUGUUGGGUGGAUUCCGACGAUUAUUUUCAUCGUUUCCAUCACCAUCUUCAUCUUCGGUAUCUCUUUUCCAACCAUGUGGGUAAAGCUCUGGGCGAGCUACAAUGUCCAUUACCCUAACGGCCGGCUUGGCUACUAUCUGGGGAUAUACUCCAUGCUUGGUGGCAUAGCUUUCAUCUUCUUGAUCGUUAGUUGCUGGCAACUGAUCAUAACAAUGGUCCCUCGGUCUGGUGUCAAUUUCCACUGGAAGCUCCUUACUACAGUACUCCACUCUCCAAUGACGUUUUUCUCAACAACGGACACAGGCGUUACGCUCAACAGAUUCAGUCAGGAUCUCCAGCUGAUUGAUAUGGAGCUUCCAGUCUCAGCUCUAAAUACGUUCGCAACUUUCGUCCUUUGUAUCGGACAAAUGACUCUCAUCGCCAUCGCAUCUCCCUUCGCCGCAAUCUCUUUCCCAGUCGUCUUUGUCAGCCUCUACCUAAUCCAGAAAUUCUACCUUCGCACGUCGCGCCAAUUGCGGUUUCUAGACCUCGAAACCAAAUCCCCUCUCUACACCCAGUUCACCGAGAUACUUUCGGGAUUAGCUACAGUGCGUGCAUUCGGAUGGCAAUCUUUCCUCGAAGAGAAAGCGCGCGACUUACUUGAUCGCAGCCAGCGCCCCUUCUAUCUUCUGUUUGCCGUCCAGCGCUGGCUUACACUCGUCCUAGAUCUUGUAGUCGCGGUCAUGGCUGUAUUACUUAUCAUUCUCGUCGUUACGCUUCGGGGUAAACUUAGUGCUGGCUAUGUUGGUGUUGCGUUGUUGAACGUCAUCCUCUUCUCCCAAAGUGUCAAGCUUCUCAUCUCAUUUUGGACGCAGUUGGAGACUCAUAUCGGAAGCGUCGCAAGGAUCAAGACUUUCACUACGGAUACCAUGAGCGAGGAUUUAGAGGGAGAGGAUCAGAUUCCUCCCCCGAAUUGGCCUAGCGAAGGAAGGAUCGAGUUCAGGAAUAUUAGUGCUUGUUAUCAUUCUUACGAGCCUGUCAUUAAGAAGUUCUCUCUUUCCAUUAAACCGGGAGAAAAGGUUGCUAUCGUAGGUCGCACAGGAAGUGGCAAAUCCUCCCUCGUCCUGACCCUUUUCCGCAUGCUUGACCUCUCCGCCGGUAGUAUUCAUAUCGACUCUAUUCAUUUGCACCACCUCCCUCGCCAGACUAUUCGCACGCGACUCAUUGGCCUGCCUCAAGAUGCCUAUCUACUUCCCGGAUCAGUCCGCCUUAACGCCGAUCCACCCAAACAAAGCACUGAUAAGGCUAUCAUGCAGGCGUUAAAGGACGUGCAACUCUGGGAUAUCGUGGUGAGUAAAGGGGAUGAGAGUAAGUAUGCUCACCCGCUGGAUGUAGAGGUCGAAGAUUUGCAUUUCAGCCAUGGGCAGAGACAGUUAUUCUGUCUAGCAAGGGCAAUUUUAAAGCGGGACAAGGGGAAUGUAGUUGUGCUUGAUGAAGCUACGAGCAGUGUCGACGCUCAAACAGACUCGCACAUUCAAAAACUCCUCCGCUCAAAAUUCACCUCUCACACUAUCAUCGCCGUCGCUCACAAACUCGAAACAAUCCUCGACUUCGACAAGGUCGCAGUCAUGCACCACGGCCAGCUCGUCGAAUAUGGUGAACCAUAUAAGCUACUUGACAUCGAAGGUAGUUGGUUUAAGGGACUAUAUGAAGACGUUACUAAGGUGGGAGAGGAUGGCUCGGCAAUUGGUGACGUUAUUAGCGUCGCGCAUUGAUGCCGGCGUUGGAGGGGAGUGAGUGGAAAUAUUUUCGAUUCGUUAUCGUUCUGUUCUUUCUUUGCAUUUUUUGUUGCAAAAUAUAUGCAGUCGCUAGCUUACACUCGCUUUCUUCGCAUGCUGCUUUCUUUGGCAAGUACAUGGACAUAAGUUGAUAGCCU